This is a messenger RNA of Camelina sativa (false flax), 474 nucleotides long. The record is from RefSeq and is a predicted model, not a curated record. Lineage: Eukaryota; Viridiplantae; Streptophyta; Magnoliopsida; Brassicales; Brassicaceae.
UCUGAUUGGUGUGCUAGAGUUGCAGCUUUUAAUUUUCUCCAAACUCUCCUGCAACAAGGCCCAAAAGGGGCUCAAGAAGUAAUUCAAAGUUUUGAGAAAGUAAUGAAACUAUUUCUCCGGCAUUUAGAUGAUCCUCACCACAAGGUCGCACAAGCAGCACUGUCGACACUUGCGGAUCUUAUACCAUCUUGCCGAAAGCCUUUUGAGAGCUACAUGGAAAGAGUCCUACCCCAUGUCUUCUCACGGCUAAUCGAUCCUAAAGAGGUAGUUAGACAACCCUGCUCCUCAACCUUGGAAAUUGUCAGCAAAACCUACAGUGUGGAUUCCCUUUUACCUGCAUUGCUUCGUUCACUGGAUGAGCAGAGAUCACCAAAGGCUAAAUUAGCUGUCAUUGAAUUUGCCAUCAACUCCUUCAACAGGUACGCUGGUAACCCUGAAAUUUCGGGUAAUAGUGGCAUCUUGAAGUUGUGGCUG